AUGGUUGUCAGAAAGAACAGGGAGAUUUUGACUGGAGGGAAAAAGUAUGCCCAGAAGGCUGCUAAAAAACACAGAGUUGAAGAAGUGGUAUUCGACAAAGACUCCAGAGUUGAAUAUUUGACUGGGUUCCACAAGAGAAAGGUUCAGAGGCAGAAGAAGGCUCAAGAGUACAUCAAAGAACAAGAAAGAUUGUCCAGAAUUGAAGAAAGAAAGCAAAUCAGAGCCGAACGUAAGAAAGAUAUGGAAAAGCAACUUGAAGACUUCAACAGCACAGUGAAAAAGAUAACAUCCUAUGUGGAGAGCGAUGACGACGACUGGUCAGGUUUCAAUGACAAAACUGCUGAUAACGACAAAAACGAUGAUGGAAUUAAUGAAGAAGAAGAUGAUGAUGUUGAUGACGAUGGUGAAGAAGAUAAUGAUGGAGAAGAAAGAAGCAAGCCUCCUGCUCCCAAACCAAAGGGAAUCUUGCAUCAUACAGAAGUGUACAAACUAGACGAAACGACGGAAUUGUUGCCUGAAAGCAGUGCUAUAAUAGACGAUGAAACCACAGUAACUGUGGACUCGUUGGACAACCCAGCUAUAGUGAGUGCUCAACAGGCUAGCGUAGAAGCUCUUGCACGCAUGCAUAACGUCGAUCUUGGAAAAUCUGAAAAAGUGCUAGAAAACUCCAUAAAGAAAGCUAAAACCCACGCCAUUAUGGUUGGAGUGGCCAAACCAUCAGUUGGAGACAGAAUCAAGCAAAAGAAGAAGAAGUUCAGAUAUUUAUCGAAAGCAGAAAGAAGAGAGAAUACCAGAAAGGAAAGGUCGAAAGGAUAUUCCAGAGGGAAAGCCAAGAAAUAA
Messenger RNA from Scheffersomyces stipitis CBS 6054, 840 nucleotides. RefSeq lists its product as uncharacterized. Lineage: Eukaryota; Fungi; Ascomycota; Pichiomycetes; Serinales; Debaryomycetaceae. The transcript has a single exon. The coding region runs from base 1 to 840 and encodes 279 amino acids. Gene Ontology annotation, cellular component: nucleolus. Gene Ontology annotation, molecular function: RNA binding. The record is from RefSeq and is a predicted model, not a curated record.